AUGGGCAGAGCUCGUCAAGCACGCGAAAAAUCUGGUUCUGCCAUAUCUGUCAGUUCUCGGAACCGAAGUUGGUCUACGAGGGCGAAGAACCGUAGAGCUGUGCUAAUCGCCGAUCGACCUUGCCAACGCUGCUUCCUCCACAAGGAGAAGAAUCCAGGCCAUAUCUGUCUUCGGCGACCAAAUCGCAAAGCUUGCCUGCACUGCCGCGGUGUGCACAAAAAGUGCAUUGAGAUCCCGCAUAAGAUCAAGCCCGCCGUUGAUGAUGCUCUUAAGUUGAAAGGACUGGAACUUACUGAAGAAGUUCGAGCCAUUCACCAAAGAAUCAAGGAUCAUGUCAGGAGUGUGAAGGUAGCAAGGAAGCGGGCAUCCAAGAGACUGAAGAAUGCUAAUUCAGGUGUCAAAGAGUUGGAGGGAGUUUUUCAAAGAUCGCUGAGGAUCGCUCACCAAUAG
Molecule: messenger RNA, 450 nt
Organism: Penicillium nucicola
Lineage: Eukaryota; Fungi; Ascomycota; Eurotiomycetes; Eurotiales; Aspergillaceae
Exons: 2
Coding region: 1-450 (149 amino acids)
Source: RefSeq, a predicted model, not a curated record